AUGGGUUUUAUGAAUCUCAUCCUCAGCGUUCUGGCAGUCUAUGCCGUCGCAGGUGCAGCCGCCCCUGUGGACGGCGCCUCUGGUUCCGUCUUGGCUGCCCGGGCUGAGACCUCUAUCGACAUGUGUGACAACAGUCGCUUCAACGGAGACUGCAAGAAGCUAACCGUUACGACUGGGUCUUGCUACAACGUUCCCGACUCAAUGGCCGGCCGCAUCAGCGCGAUUCGCAACAACAACAAAGACAAAACAAGUUGCACCUGGUACCGCGCUUCCAACUGCCGUGGAGAAACCUACACGAACCAGGACGACGGUAACCUCGGAGACGGUAACGGCCACUUCAACGAUUCCAUUCGCAGCCUCGAGUGCAAGAGAAAGUAA
Messenger RNA from Colletotrichum higginsianum IMI 349063, 378 nucleotides. RefSeq lists its product as uncharacterized. Lineage: Eukaryota; Fungi; Ascomycota; Sordariomycetes; Glomerellales; Glomerellaceae. Bases 1 to 378 code for a protein of 125 amino acids. The record is from RefSeq and is a predicted model, not a curated record. The transcript has 3 exons.